CGGUCCCACCCGCCCCGGGCCUGUGGGCGCGUCCCCCAGUCUGAGUGAGAGGGGCGGCCAGCAGCCACCGCGGGCCAGUGGGCAAGGAGUGCAAGCGGCUGUAGCCAGGACCGCCACAGUCACUGCUCCGGAUCCCUCGCUGCUUCCAACCUGGUGGUUGUGGCCCGGCCCAGCUGCCAUGGCGCACUGCAAGACAGAGCAGGAUGAUUGGCUGCUGGCCCACCUGAAGUACCUUCUCUUCAUCUUCAACUUCUUCUUCUGGGUAGGUGGGGCAGCCGUCAUGGCUGUGGGUAUCUGGACUCUGGUGGAGAAGAGCGGUUACCUCAGCAUCCUGGCCUCCAGCACGUUCGCUGCCUCUGCCUAUAUCCUCAUUUUCGUUGGUGGUCUUGUCAUGACAACUGGCUUCCUGGGCUUUGGGGCCGUGAUCCGGGAGCAGAAGAGCUGUCUCUCCACAUAUUUCUGCCUGUUGCUGGUCAUCUUCCUCGUGGAGCUGGUGGCAGGGGUUCUGGCGCAUGUGUACUACCAGAGGCUGAGCGACGAGCUGAAGCGGCACCUGAACAGCACUCUGACUGAGCACUACGGGCAGCCCAGGGCGGCAGAGAUCACAGCCUCGGUGGACCGGCUGCAGCAGGACUUCAAAUGCUGUGGCAGUAACAGCUCAGCUGACUGGCAGCACAGUGCGUAUAUCUUGUCUCAGGAAGCCCUGGGUCGCCAGGUGCCUGACAGCUGCUGCAAGACAGUGGUAGCCCGCUGCGGUCAGCGGGUCCACCCCUCCAACAUCUACAAGGUAGAGGGAGGCUGCAUGGCCAAACUGGAGCAGUUCUUGGCUGACCACCUGCUGCUCAUGGGAGCAGUGGGCCUUGGGGUAGCCUGUCUUCAGAGAGACUGGAGACAUUAUUUUAAAGCAGCAAGCCAAUGGAUGCUGCCACAUAGGAGACUGGUCUGCUUGCACAGAAGACAGAGAACUCUUGGCAUUGAAACAGGAGGCAGGCCUAGCAAAAGGGCCAUCGCUGGCUGCUCGCAUGCCCCUGAGAUCUGCGGGAUGGUCCUCACCUGCUGCUUGCACCGAAGGCUCCAGCAACACUUUUAUUAAAGGACACCCCGUAGCCUGCUGACUGGCCCAUGCAAGGGCUCACAUCUCCACAUCCUGAACCAGUCCUGCAAAGUUGACACUGGGGCUGUGGACCUCCCCCACCCUACGCGGAGGCCACCAAACGCCUGUGGUUGGCUCCUGUGCAUCCCAGCUGGGCAGGGUCCUCAGCUACUCCUCCAUUUAUAAGUACUCAGCCACUGCCUGGAUCCUUGGCAAGGGCUGGUCCUGGCAAGAGGCGGCCAGAGCUCUUUGCCAGGCACUGGGACGCUGUGGACUGCAGGGGGCAGAGCUUGUCUCCCUCUCAUCCAUCUCAGUGUCUGAGUCUGGAAUAGAAGGCUGUCAGAUGACCCCUCUGAGAGUCCUAUAAGGCUUGGUGUGUGAUUCCCACUGGCAUGGGGCCCCAGAUGGCUCUCCUCAGAGAAAGGCAGCACUUUGGGCAGACCAGGUUAGCUCACCCUUUCCCAAAACCUAGCUGGUUUUUCAACCUCCCCACAGAACAGCUGGCCAUGUACUUCCUGUAAGGCAUGGGGCAGAAGUGAUCUAAGGCAGGGCAUCUUAGGAAAAGCUGUUGAAGCCACCGAGACAGGGCACUAAGGAGGCAGGUUGGUUACAACACCCGGGAGAGAGAGAGUCACCCGGUGUUCACAAGCCCCAGCCUCUAGUCCUGUUCCCAGGCUUGACUCCCAAAGUGUCAGGAUUAAAAUGUUAAGGAAUGUAAAAUUCUUCCCCCCUGGCGGGGGGCACACUACAGUCUCAACUGCUGAGGAGAUGUGGGGAAGGAGGGACUCUGCCUGCACCCCAUUUCCUGGUACCCUUGUGACCCCACUGUUUCUCUUCCGUGUGCUCUCCACUUCCUUCUCCGCUGUCCUGGAGUAGGCACCAUCCCCUCCUUUGCUCCUCUCUUUAGUCACAGAAUGACACAGAGGACAUUCAGGGAGAACUCAAGCAUUAAAAGACAACGGAGAGAAAAUCCUAGAAAAAUUAAAGGUUGGUAGUAGGUAUCGACUAGUAAACAACCCUAGGGACCCCCUCUGAUUAUCAUUACUAUAGGCAGCUUUGCACACCAGGACUCCACUCCCAGCUGCAGCCCUCCCCGCUUGGGUCCUGUUCAUUUCUCCACAACAAAACCUCAGUUCCCCCACGAACCAGCAGUGUCUUGUUGACCAACUGCAAUCAACUGGUCUACCUGACUCAAUUCUCACGGUGGUGACCCAGCAGCUUGCUGAGCUGGGCCAGUUGUUGAAGAGAGAUGAGCUCCCACUCAUACGUGGACUAAGAGCCACAGCUUGCUGUCACCAGCAUAGGUGGAAUUCCACUCUCAGGGCAGGAAGUGGCUGUGAGGAUGGCAGGAACAUCGGGCUCUCAGAUCAGAUCGCCUCCUCCACUCUGCCAUUCUCUGGGAGCUCCUUGGAUCCUGGACUGGUUUAUGUCAUCCACCUGAAGGACCAACAGUAAGAAGACACUCCCAACAGUCUCAGACUACACUACAGCUGAGAGAAAACUUUAGCUGCCCUCCACCUUCCCAGGAUUCAUGCAGAUACUCAAAGCCUGGCUGUGGUUCCCAAGCUUAUAGAUGGAGGAUCAAGAAGAAAAGUUGCAGGGCCCAGACCAUGUACUUCCUAAAAAGGCACUGAGGGAGGUGAUGGUGUGCAAAGAGAUACUGUGGCCUCGGGUAUCUGCUUUGAUAGGCUCCCUCAGGGAGAUGAGGUCAGAGGUGACAAGAGGGCACCGUUUGUACAGACUGGAUGCAGAGAUAGUCCAGGAGAGCAUGAGUCAUUGGCCCAGUCAGAGCUGCAGAGUGAGCGGACAGCCCCACAUGUGACUUCCUUGAUCAUACAUCAGCCUUGGUGACAAGAUGGGGUUAGAGGAGAUGGAACACAUAGUAGGCCAGGUUCAUUCCAGCAGCUGUGAAGGCUGGAGCCAAGUCUGUAGUGAGGUGUGACCAGGUUCGUGCCAGAAUUUCUUCCUAUUUCCCCUCUGGGACAGGACCCUGUUCAGAGGUGAUCAGUCUGAGUUCCUUAGAGAGAAGGAAGCACACACCUGUAGAAGGUCACCCUCAGUCCUGGGUCAGCACAAAACACACCGGGGUCCCAUGCCAGGCCCUGAACUUGGUGUAGCUGAAGCCAGUGGACCCUCACUCUGAGUACAUGAGUCACCAUUCCCUAAGUUCAAAGUGACCACCUCAAAAACACAGCCUGCCCCUAAAUCCCCCAGGUGGCCAAUAUUGGAGAACAAGGAUGGGCCUUAGUCUAUGACAAGGAGGUGAGGUGUCUGCAUGCAUUUGUCCCUUUCCCUCCUGACCAGUGUGGCCCCCCAUCCCUGGCAUGGCUUUGGGAUGUUCAUCGAGGAUCUGUAUAUAUGCUUCACUAUGGUAUCCACUGUGACACCAAUGGGAUGUGCUAUAGUCCCCAUUCGAUUGAUGAAGAAACUAAGGCUUGGUCAAGCUGGGCAACAGUAGUGAUUGCUGUUGUCAUGGCCCCAGCCAGUAGUGGCAGCCUUAACACCUGCCAGGUUGGAUGGGACCGUCCAGCAUGUCUAAUCCCAGCAGCCUUCUGCAUUCACAGUUGAAGCAGACACCUGUCUUAUUUCAGAAUGACAGCCCAGGUCCUAAGGGGAAGCUAAGAAGGCCAGAGCUCAUAGGAAUGGCCCAGAGCACACUCAGGGGGUCCUUUGGACUGAAAGCAGGGACUGUUCUUAGCCAUCAGUCUCCAUAAAGAUGGGAGUCACACCAUGUGGAGAUCACUGGCUGGGACACGAAAUGCCUCUUCCUGCCCCAUAAAGGAAGUCAGGAGAGAAGCCCAGACUGUAUCCACGCAGAGCCACCCAGGUAUGGAGGUGCCCUGGAUGCUGAUGCUGAGCCCCACCCCCCGCCCCCAGGCCACACUCUCUUCUACCUUCUUGCCCAGCUCCCAAGCUCCUAUUUUGAUUAUUUGUUGUUUCCGAGCUCUGGAGUGGACACAAGAUGACUUUGGUCCUGAGUGCCUUCACUCUUCACAUGGCCAUAGGGGCUCAGGUCCUAAAGGUGCUGGGUGUAGGGUGGGGGGAGGGGAUGUACAGCCGGUCAGUGUGAUGAGCCACUUUGAGCUCAGAAUCCGUCCCUCUGAACAGCUUCCAAGGUUUUGAAGUCAAGGGGACGAAUGGAUCAGUUAGGACCCUGCCAGCCAUGAAAAUGCGACCCCCUCCCUGCCCACUGGCUCUACUGGGAUAAGGGCAAAGAGGCGAGAGAAGGGAGGGCGGCUUGAAGCUGUUUAGGAGAAAAGCAGCUGGCUUUGCGGCUCUUACACCAGUGCAGUGUGUCUUAGACUUGCUGCCCCGUCAGCACCUCUAGAGGAGCCUUCAGAACAGGUUUGGGCCUCCCCAGAUUUGCUCUAAGGAAGCCAGAGCCUACAGGUGGCAUUCCUGAGAAGUUCCCAGGUAGCGGUGAUGCCACGGAUGGGCAACCAUACCGAGCCACAGAAUUGACCACAUGAGGACACUGCCCACUUCCUUCAAAUGUCAGAGCCCCCACACGCCCCAAGUCAUGCAGGCCAUCUGGCCUGAGUCACAUAUGGAGCAACUUGAGACUGUUGCCACUGGGUCCACAGAGAGGGUGGGAUGAAGCAAGCCAUGGAGUGGUUUACAACCAGCCAUGUAUAUGCCUCUCAGCAGUGCACGCUUGACACACCUGCCUUACGGACUGUCUAUGACUUCGGUCAGUAGGUCAGAUGAAAGGGGACCCCUUACACUUUCAGAUCCCGCCCUUUUCUAUAUGCCUUGGGGUGGCUCUGUGCCUCCUGGUCACUCUAGCAUUUCCAGCUGGACGUGAGGCCUCCCUCACCCUUCCCCUCCUGCAUACGUACCUGUGAAACCUGCUCGUACCCCACACCGGUACUGACAGAAAUUCCAGUGGACCCGUUGUUAGGAAGCCAGAUGGGCUCCUGGGUCCAGGUGGCCCAUGGAUGUGAAUUAUCAGACAUUCUACAAAGACAGAAGUUGCCUUAACCUCCUGCUUACAGUGAAACUCCAGAUGAGGGAUGUGCCUCUCCACUCAUCCGUGUAUGCUCAGUGCCUUGUCCUUACGGACUCAAUAAUAAAGGACUUUUACCAUGGAA
Mastomys coucha (southern multimammate mouse) is the source of this 5184-nucleotide messenger RNA. RefSeq names its product tetraspanin 11 (gene Tspan11). The transcript has 9 exons. The record is from RefSeq and is a predicted model, not a curated record. Gene Ontology annotation, cellular component: membrane. The coding region runs from base 179 to 1093 and encodes 304 amino acids. NCBI's taxonomy places the organism in Eukaryota, Metazoa, Chordata, Mammalia, Rodentia, Muridae.